CAACUGCAAGAUGCAGGUGAAAUGCUAUUAUCAAGGCAUAAUGCCAUAAGUAGAUUAUUUGAGAGUAAUAACAGCUUUGACUACUGAUACAACAUGACCUUGCAGUGGACUGCGGUUGCAUCGUUCUUGUAUGUAGAGAUUGGUGUUCUCCUCAUCUUUUGCCUGCCUUUCAUCUCCGCUCAAAGAUGGCAAAGUAUUUUCAAAUGGAGCAUCUGGAACCGUCUUUCCCAGUUCCGGAACAAGGGCUUUCUCACCAUGAUAAUAAUCCUCAUAGUUCUCUUUCUUGAUGCCCUGCGGGAGGUGAGGAAGUACUCGAAUGCUGACCAGAGCAAAGAUUCCAAACUUUACCCCAACGCGUUCGACCACAUGCACAUGAAGCUCUUCCGAGCCCAGAGGAACCUCUACAUCUCUGGUUUCUCGCUCUUCCUGUGGCUUGUCAUGAGGAGAGUCAUCACUCUGAUUAACCAGUUGGCCACAGCCAUCGGCACCAGCACCGCUAUGCAGACUCAGGCUGAAAGCGCCAACAAAGCUGCCAAGAAAUACAUGGAGGACAAUGAGAUGCUUAAACAGGCACUUACAGACGCUAAAGGAGAAGGAGGGAAGACACAAGAUCCAGAAGAGAACAAACUCCUGAAGAAAGAGGUGCAGAGACUGACGGAGGAGCUGAAGAGCAGCACCGAUGCUCUGAAAAAGUCAAAGUCAGAUUUGGACGCCAUGAAGAAACAAACUGAAGGACUGACCAAAGAAUACGACCGUCUCCUUCAAGAGCACCAGGAGCUUCAGAAUCAGCUGGACAGUGGAGACAAAAAAGACAACUAGGCAAGUGGACGCAUUGGAAACCUGUACGUUAAUGCACAACAAUCACGGUCAUGCUCAGUUCCUCUCACAUACACUCACCUGGUAGCAUGACAUGCAAACUGUUAUGAGUUCUUGACAGUCAGUUGAUGACAUCACAUCCUGUCAGGUUUCCUGCUCACCACACAUUUGAAGUAGCGGUUUUCCGGUUUUGAUGUUGAAGCGGUGCAGUGCUGUAUUUUGAGAUUGCUGCAUAAUGUGGCUGUCUGCGAAUAGAGCGACUGAAACCCAACACUCAUUGAUGUUUACAGGAAACUGUAUGUUAUUUAGUCAAAAAGCCAUAGUGACUGAUGUUUGCAUGUUGCAUUGAAAUACCUUGUGUUGCUUUCCUUCUCCUCUGCUA
Messenger RNA from Sinocyclocheilus rhinocerous, 1198 nucleotides. Its product is annotated as B-cell receptor-associated protein 29-like. Gene Ontology annotation, cellular component: endoplasmic reticulum membrane; endoplasmic reticulum. Bases 94 to 819 code for a protein of 241 amino acids. NCBI's taxonomy places the organism in Eukaryota, Metazoa, Chordata, Actinopteri, Cypriniformes, Cyprinidae. The record is from RefSeq and is a predicted model, not a curated record. Gene Ontology annotation, biological process: endoplasmic reticulum to Golgi vesicle-mediated transport; intracellular protein transport. The transcript has 8 exons.